GUUACGACUUAUAAUGGUUGAACAUUGAAUUUUAAUACUAUUUUAUAGUAUUGUGUGAUAGUAUAUAAUUAUUAAUAUUCCUUUAGUAAAUUUUAAAAUGUUGGGCUCUAAUUGUCGUCUCCAUCUUAAACUUCUGUACACCACCGUCUUAAUAUCAUAUAUUAUGUUCUUUAAUGGAUGUUCGUUUGCAUUAUCGUCUACUCUUUUGCCAGAACUUCGAUCACCUUCGUCACCGAUUCAAAUUGAUGACGAAGACGCAUCUUGGAUAGCUAGUAUUCUGUAUCUGUUGUGUCCCAUUGGAUUAAUCGGAACCGGGGUACUAUCCGAUAAUAUUGGUAGACGAAAAGCACUUCAAAUAGCUUUUAUACCAAUAUGUUGUAGUUGGAUAGUACUUAUGUAUGCCAAUUCUGCUUUCGUGAUUAUAAUUGCAAGACUUUUAAUGGGUGUUAGUACUGGUAUUAUGCCGUUCGUGGUGUUGUAUCUGGUGGAAGUAUGUCCCCGCGAACACCGGUCGUUGUACAUGUCGUUGAUAAACUUAUCCGUGAGCAUCGGCAUGGUGACCGAGAACGUGAUGUCGUUGUUUUUCGGCUAUCACGCGAUCGCGACCAUACUGGCCGUGAUGUCGGUGGCCGGUUGCGUUUCGCUGUUCCUGUUACCGGAAACGCCCAUGUGGCUCCGGUCCAAGAACCGGGCCGGCGAGGCCGAGGCCGCGGACAAGUGGUUCGGUAUCGAGCCACCGGCCACGGUAACCGCGGUCGACGCGGAGAACGGCUGCGCGUCGUCGCACGGCGACAAGACGUCCGGCUGGUCCGUGUACACGCGCCCGACCGUGUGGAAGCCCACGCUGAUCAUGUUGGCGUUCUUCGUGUGCCUGAUGGGUAGUGGCAUCUACGUGCUGCUGAUGUACUCAACGGACGUGUUGCGCGGGUCCCCGCUGUCACUGGACCCUAAGAUCACCGUUUACAUGUCCACGGCGCGGCUCGUGGGUGGCGUGGUGUUCUCGUUGCUGUUCGAGGUCAAGCGCCGGACACUGAUGGUCUACUCGAGCAUGGGCAUGGCCGUGUCCGUCGCGGUGUUCAUCGGCUACAUGAAAUGGUACGCGGGCUCCGAUGACCCGCCAUGCGCCGACGUCGUGAUCGUCGCGUUCGUCUGCUACGUUUUCUUCUCGCUGUUGGGCGUCAUACCUUUGGCCUGGAUGAUCAGCGGCGAACUGUUCCCCAUGGAAGUCAAAGGUAAAAUGUGCGCAGUAGUUAAUAUUUUCGGAUAUUUAGUAGUGUUCAUAACCUGCAAAAUAUAUCCAGCAAUGUCAUCGACUUUUGGAGUGUUAAAUAUUUGGUCAAUAUUUGGUGGAUUUUGUAUUAUCACUGCACUAUUUGGUCAAUUCGUAAUGCCAGAAACAAAAGGAAAAUCACUCGAUGAUAUUAUAAAAUCAUUUGAAUCGAAAAAGAGCUCAACUUGAGUAGACACUAGUAAUGGGUCAAUAGCUAUGACGAAGUGGCGGUAAUUAAAUCGGGUUAAAUUGAAAACUUUGAUCAACUAUUUCUAAAUCUUUAAAUUUUCUCUGUCAUAAAUGUAUGUACAGCGUUCACACAGCAUUCAAUGCAAAUAUAUUUGAAGAUUGUACUCACAGGAGGUAAUAGGUAAAGGUUAUGCAUAUAUUGUUGUUACCUCUUUAGUAUUCAAUAGUUUAAGUGUUAGAAUAAAUAUCGUAUAAAUAUAUAUAUAUAUAUUGUAUA
Sipha flava (yellow sugarcane aphid) is the source of this 1736-nucleotide messenger RNA. RefSeq names its product facilitated trehalose transporter Tret1-like. Bases 98 to 1459 code for a protein of 453 amino acids. Gene Ontology annotation, cellular component: membrane. NCBI's taxonomy places the organism in Eukaryota, Metazoa, Arthropoda, Insecta, Hemiptera, Aphididae. Gene Ontology annotation, molecular function: transmembrane transporter activity. The record is from RefSeq and is a predicted model, not a curated record. Gene Ontology annotation, biological process: transmembrane transport. The transcript is spliced from 5 exons.